Messenger RNA from Pleurotus ostreatus (oyster mushroom), 2238 nucleotides. It is a transcript of the gene AGC1, whose product is annotated as mitochondrial aspartate-glutamate transporter agc1. NCBI's taxonomy places the organism in Eukaryota, Fungi, Basidiomycota, Agaricomycetes, Agaricales, Pleurotaceae. The coding region runs from base 1 to 2238 and encodes 745 amino acids. The transcript has 17 exons. Gene Ontology annotation, biological process: malate-aspartate shuttle; aspartate transmembrane transport; L-glutamate transmembrane transport. The record is from RefSeq and is a predicted model, not a curated record. Gene Ontology annotation, molecular function: calcium ion binding; L-glutamate transmembrane transporter activity; L-aspartate transmembrane transporter activity.
AUGACCGCCCCGGUUCUCCCCAUUGUACAUGGCGAUUCCGACGAAACGACCACCUCGAGAACAGCGGCGGCCAUUCAGUCCAUGCGCACUGCCGUGGCGAUCCCAGAGACCGAGCUGAAGCGGUGGAGGCGCAUAUUCGAUGCGAAUGCCAAAACGGUGAAUGGUGAGAAAUUCUUGGACCAGGACAGCUUCGUCAAUGCCAUUGCACCCAAGAACGACCUCACGAAAAUCGGGCGCGCUCAGUUCGGGAUACUGUUCCGUAUUGCGGACACGGCCAGGAGGGGGGUAGUCUCUUGGGAUGAGUUCACGGUGUUCGAAACGAUGUUGAAGCGACCGGACGCCGAUUAUUGGAUGGCAUUUCAGUACUUUGAUGUGUUCGUACAACAAACAUCUCUCAAAUGCACAAUUCUUAUAACCGACGGUUUCUGCUUGAACAGCGACCAUGACGGGUACAUCACUUACGAUGAAUUCAAGAAUGUCUUUUCCGCCAAUAUUGGCUCGGAAGCUAUUCCCUUCGACUUUGACUGCGAUUGGGUGAAAUUGUACCUCGGCAAGAAGAACGGCGCUCAUGUCCUAGGCUACAAUGAAUUCACGCAGCUGAUGAAGGGAUUGCAAGGCGAACGUCUUAGACAGGCGUUCAAGUAUCUAGAUGCGGACCAAGAUGGGUUUAUCAAACCAGACCAAUUUAAACGUAUUAUUUUGGAAAUUGCUGGCCACAAACUUUCCGAUGCUGUCAUAGAACGUUUACCUACCCUUUGCACUCUGAGCCCUGGCCAGAAGAUAUCUUAUUCAGAAGUAAUUGCUUUCCAUAAUGUUAUUAGAGAGAUGGACAUGGUUGAGCGUAUUAUCCGCGAAGCCACGGCCAAGAGUAGAGACGGACGUAUAGACCAGUCCGACUUCCUUAACCACUCUGCUUCAAGCUCGCGUUAUUCCCUAUUUACCCCGAUGGAGGCCUCCAUCAUCUUCCACUUCGCAGGACGGGGCGUCUCGCAACAGCGUCUUGCGCUCUUGGACUUUGCCCAACUACUGGAUCCCCGAUGGAGGGCACCACAUGAAGAGUUCGAGACAAAGACCCCGUCAUCAACAUCCUUCCUCGAUUCUACCUUGGCAUCGGCGUAUAGUUUCGGACAGGGAGGUAUUGCUGGAGCGUUUGGUGCGACGAUUGUGUAUCCUAUAGACAUGGUCAAGGUAUGUCACCAUUUGUGGAUGAUGAUCAUAUUUGCUGGACUAGAACGCCAAUUUCCUAGACACGGUCAGAUGCAAAAUCAGCGAAGCACUGUUGUCGGACAACUACUGUACAAGAAUAGUAUCGAUUGCGCGAAGAAGAUAUUUCGCAAUGAAGGUUUCCUAGGUUUCUAUCGCGGACUGGGUCCUCAACUUAUCGCAAGUGCACUCGCCGGUGUCGCCCCGGAAAAGGCUAUCAAACUCACUGUCAAUGAUCUCAUCCGAGCCCGAGCUAUGGACCCUGAAACGGGGCGGAUCAAGCUUGGGUGGGAGCUGUUUGCAGGAGGCAUGGCUGGCGGGUGCCAAGUCGUCUUCACAAACCCGCUGGAGAUUGUAAAGAUUCGCUUACAGGUCCAGGGUGAGGCUGCUAAAGCCGAAGGUAUCGUACCGAGGGGCGCAGUCCACAUUAUUCGACAACUAGGUAUCUUCGGGCUUUACAAGGGAGCGAGCGCCUGCUUGCUCCGAGACAUACCAUUCUCUGCGAUAUAUUUCCCCGCGUACUGGCAUUUGAAAAAGGAUGUCUUCCAGGAGGGAUACAACGGAAAGAAGCUGUCCUUCGUGGAGACACUAGCAUCGGCGGCCAUUGCAGGAAUGCCAGCCGCAUACCUUACUACCCCAGCAGAUGUCGUGAAGACUCGAUUACAGGUCGAAGCACGCAAGGGUCAAGCGAAUUAUCAGGGUCUUCGAGACGCAUUUGUCAGAAUCUAUCGCGAAGAGGGAUUCCGAGCGUUGUUCAAGGGUGGCCCAGCGCGCGUCAUCCGUAGCAGUCCACAAUUUGGAUUUACCUUGCUCGGCUACGAGGUAUUGAAGGAUUAUCCAUGGGCCGAGAAACCACUGCAAGUUCAGACUGCGCUAACGUCUCAGAAGGACGACAUGUCGCGCAUCCGGGCCCGGAAUGCACUGAAGAUACUGCUGGACGUGCACGGGGACUUUGGAAGGAGGGCAGCGGCGGCGUCUGGGUCUGUCAGCGCCGUAUCAGGCCCUGUUUCGAAAGCACGGCCGGGGGUAGCGUAG